UGGCUGGACCAGGAGAAGGGGGCGUUGUCCCAGUCAGUGGUAGUGACCACUCUCUUGUUUUUGCAGUUCCUGACCAGGCUGACCGAGAGGUUCGUGCUGGGGGUGGACAUGUUCAUCGAAACGCUGUGGAAAGUUUGGAUGGAGCUCUUGGAUGUUCUUGGACUUGAUGUCUCGAACCUGUCCCAGUAUUUCAGCCCGGCCUCGGUGGCCAACAGCCCGGCCCGCGCCCUCUUGCUGGUGGGCGUCGUCCUCCUGGCCUACUGGUUCCUGUCUCUGACGCUGGGCUUCACCUUCAGCCUCCUGCACGUGGUGUUCGGCCACUUCUUCUGGAUCGCCCGGGUCAUCCUGUUUUCCAUGUCCUGCGUCUACGUCCUGCACAAGUACGAGGGGGAGCCGGAGAACGCAGUCCUGCCCCUGUGCUUCGUGGUGGCCAUCUACUUCAUGACCGGGCCCAUGGGCUGCUACUGGCGCAGCAGCCCCAGUGGCCCCAGCGUGGAGGAGAAGCUGGAGCACCUGGAGAGCCAGGUCAGACUGCUCAACAUCCGCCUCAACAAAGUGCUGGAGAGUCUCGACCGCACCAACGGCAAGUGACAAUCAGCCAGCCGGCCGGGUCCCCCCGUACCAGCGCCCUGCCUCAGAAAGCAAAAAAGAAGAAGGAAAAAAAAAACGGCAAAGCCCAAACAGUCCUAAUAAACAUUCCCGAGCAGCGACCGGGGCGCUUUGCGAGGGCAUUUCCGGCCACGUGUCAACCCCUGGGACACGUUCCCAGAGGAAUGACAGGAUCGUUUACGCGGAACUACCCGCGGAGGGUCGUUAGUGGGGGAAGAAAUAUUUUUUAAAACAAAGGAUAUAACCAUAUUAGCUGUAUGGUAAGAGUUUAUCUGUGCAUAGUGCAUAAAGUUAAUUUUUUCAAGCACUUAAAUACAUCUUUUGUAAGGUUUUUUAAUAAAGGCAGAUCGAGUCGAGUUUAAUAAAACUUUACACUGAGGGGGAGAAUAUGCUAAUCGGACAUUUUAGACGAAGAGUUCCAGCGCCACUGUUUGUUGUCACGGCAUAGGGAUUGGUGGGUGAGGUCUGUGUGCGUUCUUCUCAUGUUCCAAAACCGUGAACUUCGUUUUAUGUCAUUUUUGGUUGACGGUGACUCAGCUGAUGGAUGUCGUUGUUUCUGGAUGUGGGUGGUUGGGGUCCAGGGCGAAACUAAACAUCUUCUGGGUCCUCGUGACCCCAGCCAGGCCCCCGUCAAUUAUAUUUCUAAAUGGAGAAAGAGAUCGUUAUUCAUAGAAAACCUGAGAUCGUUUGUUUCUGUUUUGGUUUUCCCUUUCUGAACUUUGAUGUUUUUAACCUCCGCGUUUUGUAAGGGAAGAUCCAAGGACCAAGCAAAGAAAUGUCUUUGGAGUUCGAUGCCGA
This is a messenger RNA of Herpailurus yagouaroundi (jaguarundi), 1407 nucleotides long. It is a transcript of the gene BRI3BP, whose product is annotated as BRI3 binding protein. The annotation marks the transcript as partial. Lineage: Eukaryota; Metazoa; Chordata; Mammalia; Carnivora; Felidae. The record is from RefSeq and is a predicted model, not a curated record. The transcript has 2 exons. Gene Ontology annotation, cellular component: mitochondrion.